UUUAUGACAUAAUAUUAUUAUAUUAGGCUGCCAAGAUGGCGGCGCUGGGGCAGGAGGCCGGGGCUGACCCGAGGGAAGCAGGUGUGGUGCCAGUGGGAACUGGGGAAGUGCCCAAGGACAUCAAGAUGGCAACAAACACACAUGGUCAGCCCAGUCUUUCUCUAGGAAAUACAAAACUCAAAAGAUCAAUAGUCAUUGAAAUGAUAGAAAAAAAAAUUGAUAAUCUUAGAAAAGAAAAAGUUUUAAAUACACAUGGAACAGUGUUUUUUGGCACAACAGCUGGUUUCUCUGGAAUGUUGGCAAACUUAAUUUUCAGACACUGCUUCAAGGUUAAACGGGAUGUUUUGAAAACGUAUGCAUCAUUGACUACGCUUCCAUUUUUGUCUACUAUAGUUUCUUACAAGCUCCUUGUAACAGAUGCUUUAUAUUCAGGUAAUAUAAGCAAGGAAAAUUGUGUUCUGAGAAGUUCACUGAUUGGCAUAGUGUGUGGUUUUUUGUAUCCCAGUGCUUUGGCUUUUUCUAAAAAUGGACAUCUGGCAGUCAAGUAUCAUACUGUUCCACUGCCACCAAAAGGAAGGGUUUUACUUUAUUGGCUGCUGCUUUGUCAAUCUGAGAUAAAAGCAAUGGUAAUUCCUCUAGUCUUUCAGACCACCUUUGGAAUAUUUAAUGGUCUACAACAUUAUGCAAUAUUUGAAAGUACACUUGAAAAAACUGUGCUUGAAGAUUAACCGAAGAAUGAAUGAAUACAGAAUGGAUUUUUUUUAUGAUGAGGACUCAGAUCUUGAUGAAAGUUAAAAGUAGCUCUAGACAAUUUGUUUUUGUUCCUUUAACAUAGUAUAUAGCAGUUACUCAAUAAAUAGUAAUUAAAUUAAAAAAUAUUAUUAUAUUAAUAGGAAAGUAGUAAGAGCAAAUAUAGUGUUAUUAUAUAAAAGAUAUAAAGGUAAGGAUCGCCAUCAUCGAAAAGACAAAAAACAACAAAUGUUGGCGAGGUUGUGGAGAAAGGGGAACCCUUCUGCACUGCUGGUGGGAAUGUAAAUUAGUUCAACCAUUGUGGAAAGCAGUAUGGAGGUUCCUCAGAAUGCUCAAAAUAAAAAUACCAUUUGACC
Molecule: messenger RNA, 1106 nt
Organism: Manis pentadactyla (Chinese pangolin)
Lineage: Eukaryota; Metazoa; Chordata; Mammalia; Pholidota; Manidae
Product: complex I assembly factor TMEM126B, mitochondrial-like
Biological process (GO): mitochondrial respiratory chain complex I assembly
Cellular component (GO): mitochondrion
Source: RefSeq, a predicted model, not a curated record